GCGCGCUCCAAUGCUAGUGUCAUGAACGCGCGCUUGCGUCGCGAUUGCGGCAAAUCGUUCCGUUUCCUUCGCCCUUUCUCAAAGAAGAAGUCUAUACUUUCGUAAUUUGGUGCUGCUCUGAACUUGAGUGUGUUUUACUACAUUGGAAUUCGCUAAGCAUAUCGAGCCAGCUUCUUGAUGUCAAGUAGACCUCGUCGCAGCUGCGCUAGAGUUGAUGACUCCAUUUUGUCGCCGUCCACGAUAUUUUUGUGGUCAGAUGCUCGAUUAAGACAGGAACUUACACGGAGAGGACUCAGUCGUGUUGGGAUUAGGGAAGAUCUCAUCGAUAGAUUGCUUGACUCCAUCAAUGGCGUUAUAUCUGAUAAGGCCAGUGAACACAAUGAAACUGCUUCUAUCGCAUCUAAUGUAACGCCACAACAACCAAGCAUCGAUGGCAGAGAAACCACUGAAACUCCUACGGUCUCUCAGCCCUCAAGUGACACUUCUGGUUCUGCAACAAAAACCAGGGGCAAGCGGAAGGCACCCGCAAAAUCCGGUAGUGCAUCCACUUCAAGCAGAAAGAGAGCAAAGCGCACUGUAGUCAAAGAAGAGCCUGAAUCUCCUUCUUCUAUUGCUGAAACUCCCACCGCUCGUCCACGGAAGCAAAGGUCUCGUCGAACUGCCGUCGCUGAGGAAGUCCCAGUGCCGCCGGGAGGCGCAGAGGUAGCUGCUGCAGAAGAACAAACGAAUGCAGAGCCGGCGCAGGUGAAGACAGAAGUACCCGAGGAGGUUGCGGAGGAGGCGAACCCUCCUGUUGAGCCAGCGCCCACAUGCUCUAUCACACAACCUAUCUUAUCCAUCCUUCCCAAAAUACGUCCUCUACCGUGUUUGAUUCAGGCGGAGAAUGCAGAAGUCCGUGCAUCUCCCGGUGAAGUCAGAGAACGGACUGAGGCAUCUUCUUCUCAAGCGGCUACGUCAGAUGCAAGUAUAUACACCGAAAGUUCUGACGAUGACUCUUGCAUCUUGAUACGGAAUCGAAUAUCUUCGAAAAGGUUAUCUGCUGGAAGUGAUCUUUCUAGAAAGAGGGAUUCACCUUCUGAGAUUACAUCAGCCCAUGGAGCCCAAUCGCAUGCAAGGAAACUGUCACAUCAAAAAGAUGAAGAUGAUCGCCAUCAUGCUAGAAGACCUUCUAGUACAAGUGUGUCGAACAGAUCGGAGAAGUUGCCUACACACAAGCCUAUAACGGAAGCAUGGGCAGAAAGAUUAGCUCAGCUCAAAAAGAGUAAUCCGAAGUUUGCUUCUGGCUCCUCAACGUCUAGAGAAAAGCCGAAGGAGUUGGAAACACGAAAGAAAUCAAUCUCUAAUAAACAUUUGUCGGUCACAUCUACUUCUGGGGUUACCGUACUUACUUCCAAGAAAACGUCUGUUGUCACGACUAGUGUUCGUGAAAGUAGACCCGACCUCCUCGACUCAAUCAUGACUCAACAAACAGAAUUCUUGCAAACUAUGCGAAGGCCGGAAGAUAGAAAUUCGCCUGAAAUCAUCAGAGAAGUCAGAAGGCUCGAGAACGACGUCGUUGUCGACCAUGCUCCUGCAGAAAAGCCCGAAGACAUGUCACUUACUGCGUUGGAAGCAUACAAGCGGUUCGAACAGACCUGCGCGGGAACCUCUUCAGUCAAGAAUUCGCCCAAAAGUCCACAAAUUCUUCUUCCUCCUCCUCCACCACCACCUAAAACUCAGAAGAAACCUGCCGUAGCAGCAGAUACUGCGCAUCUCUUGGUUCCACCACCUCCGCCUCCACCUCCACCGCUUCCUCCACAGUCUUCUGCAAAGGACAUUCCGCCACCCCCUCCUCCGCGGCGACCAAAAGCUACUUCCUUAGAACAGCUUCCACCUCCGCCUCCUCCCCCAAAACGUUUGAAACCUGCUCACUUGAUCGCAUCCACCAAGCAGGCGCAUCAGCAAACUGCCCCUGCAAUUGCCGAAGUUCAGAGAGAAUCGCCAUCUCCAGAUGUUGCUAAUAGAGCAGAAGAGCUUGCUGUAAUGUCGGAUGUGAAGGCUUGUUUGGAAUAUGUUGUCUUCCUUGUCUCCUCGAUAAAACCAUUUGAUGAAAUUAGUGGGGAACUGCUGCCCGCCACAGAAGUGCCGAUACCAUUUUCUCAACGUAGUAAUACGCGGUGCACCAACGCUGAUUCACAAGAUCACAAAAGUAGCAUUACCCAGGCCAAAGACACUGGCACAAUCAGCCAAGGUGAAACUAGUGCUGGACUUGGUGAAACAGUUGAAGAGGCAGCUCAGCAAGACGAUGAGGAGUAUGAUCCAUUGGAAAGCUCAGCUGUCGAAGGAUUCGAAAGUUAUGUGCCAUCGGCUGUAGUCACAAGAAAUGUAACUCUCGAUGAUCUGGUAUCCUCGCAGACACCAGAGCUCGACAUGAACGAAUUGCCGGCCGAAGAGCGCUAUUCACCCACUACCGCUCAACCAGCAUCGCCCAUGGACGAGGACGAAGAAGAGGAGGAAGUCAUCGAAGACGGAGACAGCGACGUUCUGUCUCUGAGUGAUGACUCUGAAGAGGAAUCUGAGGGUGAAACCGAUCGCUUAUCCAAUCAAACUUUCUUGCGGACGGAUGGUUCUGGGAACAUAAUAAAGGUCGUACGACGUACUCCAAAGAAGGUGCCAGUUGCAUCCGAAACGGCAGCCAACCUUGCGGACGUUCCCAGUGCUAAUGACGCGACUUUACCUCCCGCUGAAGAAAAUGAGGUGGAAAUGAAACCCGAUCCUGCGCUGCUUGAAGAUCCUCGCCAUCUCCUACAGCGUGCAUCAGCAGUGUUACAAGGUUUAGGGAAGAAGCAAGAUUCACAGUAUUCGCAGAUGCCAUAUGAUGAAGAGUACGAAGAAGAAGAGGUUGUGCAACCGAUGGAUAGCUUUCACGGAGAACCUGUGCCCGAUGAUGAUGAUCUUUUUGAAGUCGCCGCUGGAAUCAAGCCAAAACGUAAAGAUGAAGUGGUUAUUAUUGAAGAAAAAGUUCCCGUCUCAACUGAAGAGUUUGAAAUAGAUUUCUACAAUGGCGAUCUUCAUUUGAAAGGAGCACCGGAUAAUGACUGGAUAAUCGAUCCCGACAAUCAGGACGGUUUGGCUCUUGUUUGGGGAGGUGUGAAGAGCACUCACGGUAUCUUCCGGUCGUGCCGACAAACCGAUGGUACCGUCGAUGAAGGCGGUUCUGAUGAGAAUUCUGUGAAGUCCAUAGUAUUUCAAGUCAAGAUUUUGGAUUUGCUUCCGACAAGGCAUUUGCCUUUCGACGAAUUGGAUCCCAAUGACAUCCGUGUGGGUUUCUCUCUUCGAUCAGCCCCGCUCGUGCUGGGUGAAUAUCCAGGAACCUACUGCUUUACAUCGUUGGGUAAGAAAGCGAGUAACAACUUAUUCACAGAUUAUGGUGAACCUUUCACCGUUGGAGAUAUUGUUACUGCUCAGAUGGACUUUGAAACAAAAAGUAUAAGAUACUGGAAGAAUAACGAUAGCUUGGGAGAAGCGUUCACUAAUAUCACUAUACCUGAUGAUGAGGCCGUGUACCCGCACAUUUGCGUCAAGAACUGUCGUGUGACGGUGAACUUCGGAACAUUUCCUGGCGGCGAGGAUGAAUGGAUCAGGCGCCCAGAGUGGGUGUUUCCCAACGCCGUGCCUAGCUCACAAACUGAACGUGCUCCUGUUCCCCCGGAUAGCAAAUCUGACUGCACAGUCUUGAUGAUGGUCGGUCUACCUAGUGUUGGAAAGACUACUUGGGUUCGUCGUUAUAUACGUGAACAUCCUAGUGAACACUGGACACUUAUCAGCUCUGACACAAUUCUAGCUUCUAUGAAGGUGAAUGGUGUGUCAAGAAACAGCAGUCACAUAGGAAGGUGGGAUAUGGUCUUGGGUUUGGUAGGAAAAGCUAGAAAUAGGCUUCUAUCCUUGGCUGCAAGAAGACGACGGAAUUACAUCCUCGACUUUACUAACUGCGAUCCAGAUACGAGGAAAAAGCGCCUCGCUCUCUUUGAGGGAUUCUUCCGACAGUGUGUAACAAUUGUACCAUCCGAUGAGGUUAUGCAGCAACGACAUGCUCGACAUCUGCGACAGAAUAGAGGAGAAGGAACGGCUGCGGUACCCAUAGAGACAUUCUUGGAGUUGAAGGCUGUCAUGGAAAUGCCAGUUGUAUCUGAAUUUCUUGAAAGUGUGAUUUAUGUGGAUCCCGCUAUGGAGGAUGCUCAGAUUGCCAUCGAUCGGAUCGCUAAGUUCAACGAAGAAGGGCGGCCUUGGUAUUCUAGCAAGUAUAAUAAAAGGAGAGGUUACUGGAGCGGCACUUAUGGUGACGAACCUUACAGGAAACCUUCAAUAACGACAGCAACAAGCACAUCGACUACCAAUCGUGUUCAAACAACUAGCGCUGUAGGUAGCAGCGAGAGGACUAGUACGGACGCUAAUCACAGUGCAGUAACAACCAACGUAAACAUCUCACCAGUUGCUUCAGCACCUGAUAUCAAUAAGGAUCAGCACUCACUCGUGAGACCAACGACCAUCAGCGAUCCCGCUAGACCAGUAGAAAUCAGCGAGAAAAUCACGAAUCUUUCUUUGGAAACGCGCGCAUCUGCAACCGCUGCAACCACUACCCCUAGUGCUUUAGCGAGCUCUAACAAUUCUGGUGCUAAUCUGGGGCUAUUGACAACUGCGUCGUCUCCGAUGUUUAGCGUUCCUCCACCAACAGGGCCGCAAACUCCUCUGCUUGUGAGAAAGACCAGUGUUACCACACCGGUUCUCUCACAGCCGCCGCCACCUUCAGCUUCAGCAGAGCGCAGAACUUCCUUUUCGCUUAUUCAACAGGCUGCUCCUCCCCCUGUUGUGGCUCAGCCACCACCAAUAACGGUCAUCGCUCCCCCGCCAGCUCCCAUAGGUGCAUCUUCGGCCAAUCAUCCAUCUCCGAUAACUUCACAGUUCCCCAAAUAUGCUUCACCAAGGAAUAGAUGGGAUGCGCCACCCCCUGCCGUUCCGAACUUCUCCAUCCCUCCACCGUCUAUCCCUCCUCCUUCUCUCGUUUUGCCGAAUUUGUACGUUCCAAGUAUCGUUCCUUUACAACCACCCAUAAUACCACUACUACCGAAUACUUCGGUUCCACCACCGCAGAUAGCGCCUACGAAUUUACCACCACCUGGAUGGCAGCCUCGACCAAAAUAGAAAUUCUGCGAGUGAUGUCCGAUGAUGAGAUGAGCAGGUUCGGGAAACUAUCUUAUGAGAUCCUUUCACCUUUCUGUUGAGUAUGAUUUUUUAUGUUUUUGGUGACAUGUUGAAUCGCUUUUCUAGCACCACUGUGCCGUCUAUCGACGGCGUUUAAAUGUGGACUUCACGGGUAUUUCAUUGUUUCCUUGACGUGACAUCUGAAUUGUAUUUGAAUGCAUGGCUACAUGUAACCAUGGAAUUACUAUUGGUUUUUGUGAAAUGUAUUUCACAUUAAUUUCAUGUUGCUAGAAAUUGCUACCGGAGAUCUUUGUUUCAUUGUGUUGUACGCAUCUCAGAGUAUAUUCCAACAAUAAACUUUUUUAUUCACAC
This is a messenger RNA of Cylicocyclus nassatus, 5553 nucleotides long. The record is from the annotation of a GenBank genome assembly. NCBI's taxonomy places the organism in Eukaryota, Metazoa, Nematoda, Chromadorea, Rhabditida, Strongylidae.